AAAAUCAUUAAUCGAAUGAAGGAAUACCUAAUCAAACAGAAAAAGGUCCCACCGAUAGGAGCUCAAUGCCCUGGAGCUAGCACCUCAAAUAAUGCGAAAAAUCCCGCGUCAGUCGCCCCAACUCCCACUUCGCCUAAGUAUCGCCAAUCUUCUGGCUCCCCACAGUUGGCAUCAGUCUCCCAGAAAACAUGGCGUGACACGAUGGCUGUCUCGAAUUACGAAAGAGCACAAAGUCUUUCCCGGGGAAAUAAUUCUAGUGCAACCACAACGUUAGUGCGAAAAUCUCGUUCAGUAGCCAAUCUAAUAUUCUACUGUGCAUACACGGACAAAUGUAAGAUGAAUUACGACAUAACAUGGAUUAUUCCAAAACUCAGGCGGCCCACGAUACUAUGGCACUUUGCUAGUUCCUUGACAUUCGUCGCUGUGGGAAUAUUCUCCAAGAUAAUAAUCCAAUGGCUGAAUAAAACGACUGUCUUCAACAAACACUUAAUUGAGAAGGCCUUGGACGAGAGACCAAAGAAUGUCCCACUCAUUACAGUAUCCAAUCAUCACAGUUGCUUCGAUGAUCCAGGAAUAUGGGCGACCCUCGACCUGCGACAUUUACUCAGCAGGAGGAGAAUACGCUGGUCAUUAGCCGCACACGAUAUCUGCUUCACCAAUGUAUGGCAUUCCUAUUUCUUCAUGCUGGGAAAGUGCAUACCUACGAUUAGGGGAGAUGGCGUUUAUCAGGAGGCCAUUAAUUUCUGCCUGGAGAAGCUAGGGUGUGGGGAUUGGGUACAUGUAUUUCCCGAGGGAAAAGUCAAUAUGUUCAAGGAGAAUAUAAGGUUAAAAUGGGGAAUAGGGAGAUUGAUAAUGGAAUCACCGGUAAUGCCAUUAGUUGUACCAAUUUAUCACAUUGGAAUGGAUGAAAUUCUACCUAACGAACCACCGUAUAUGAUAAGGGUUGGAAAACGAGUGACUUUGUAUUAUGGAGAGCCCAUAGAUUUUAGUGAUAUGUUGAAGGAGUUGAGGGCAGCAAAGGCUAGUGAGAUAGAAACUAGAAAGGCCAUAACUGACCGAAUCGAUGCGGAACUUCUAAGGUUAAAAGCAGUCACAGAAGAUCUCCACGUUCGAUCUUGACGUCCAAGUGACGGUCCACACCGUCACUCAAGCUAGAAUUAAAUUUGAACAAUUUCAGUUGAACGUCCACGACACAAAUCAUGGAAAGACCAUUAAACAUCGAAGACUCAAGAAUGAUCAAUGAUCAAUGAUCAAUGAUGUUUCACUCAUAUUUAAACGUCAUUAUCUUCAUAUACCUCCAUGACCACAAGAAUCACCAUGGAUUGGGAGAGAAAUGCGGAAAUAAAAGAGAAUAACAAAAGAGAAGAAAAUAUGCUAUUAGCGUAAAAUGGUCAAGAGCCAUCGAGGCAGAUGAUUGGUUAUCUGGAUUAAGUUUAAAGUGCUUUAGAUCGACAGUUUUUGUAGAUGUCAUAGUCUCUGAGAAGCCUAAUCGUCUCGGAGCUGUAAAUAAAGUUGAUUCUAUACAUUA
This is a messenger RNA of Diachasmimorpha longicaudata, 1528 nucleotides long. RefSeq names its product tafazzin (gene Taz). The transcript is spliced from 5 exons. Gene Ontology annotation, molecular function: 1-acylglycerophosphocholine O-acyltransferase activity. NCBI's taxonomy places the organism in Eukaryota, Metazoa, Arthropoda, Insecta, Hymenoptera, Braconidae. The coding region runs from base 16 to 1119 and encodes 367 amino acids. Gene Ontology annotation, cellular component: mitochondrial membrane. The record is from RefSeq and is a predicted model, not a curated record. Gene Ontology annotation, biological process: inner mitochondrial membrane organization; cardiolipin acyl-chain remodeling.